Messenger RNA from Anolis carolinensis (green anole), 5002 nucleotides. RefSeq names its product cap methyltransferase 2 (gene cmtr2). Gene Ontology annotation, cellular component: cytoplasm; nucleus. Gene Ontology annotation, molecular function: methyltransferase cap1 activity. The coding region runs from base 190 to 2538 and encodes 782 amino acids. The record is from RefSeq and is a predicted model, not a curated record. Gene Ontology annotation, biological process: 7-methylguanosine mRNA capping. NCBI's taxonomy places the organism in Eukaryota, Metazoa, Chordata, Lepidosauria, Squamata, Anolidae. The transcript has 2 exons.
GCCUCCCAAUUGCCACUGUCACCCAAAGGAAGCGAAAGCUUGGAAGUACGCAUGCGCAUCAUGUUGGUGCCAGUUUCUAAGCAAAGCAACUUUUGUUCCUGGUGAGGAUUGGUCUUCAGGAGUAAGGAGGGGAUGAUGGUUGUCUUCUUGGUGAUGGAUCCUUAUAAGUGAAGUGAAGGAGGAUUUCUAAUGAGUGUGCAGAUCCAGCAUGUACUGGAUGUUUGCCUCCAUCUCAGAAUGAGCAAACAAAAGAACACAAUGUAUGUUGGUCAUACAACAAACCUUGAUCAGUUUGAUCCGGAUAUCAUUGCUGAGACAGAGAAGCUGUUUCAGAAGCAAUUUCUUUAUGCCAAGCCACCCAACAACGAAUGGCAGCUGCCUGAUCCCAACCAGGCUUUUACCUGUGAUCACAAAGAGUUCAGUUCUCUUGCAGCUCUGAAAAAUUCUCUGAAUGAAGUCAAAAACAGGCUGAGUGAUAAGAAGUUAGAUGAAUGGCAUCAGCACACUUCUUUCACCAACAGAGCAGGGAAGAUAAUUGCUAAUCUCAAGAAGUCUGCAAAUGCCGAACUGUGCACCCAGGCGUGGUGCAAGUUUCAUGAGAUCCUAUGCACCUUUCCUGUGCUCCCAAGUGAAGCACUUCAAAACGGAGAGCUCAACUCCAUCCAUCUCUGUGAAGCGCCAGGUGCUUUUAUAGCCAGCCUUAACCACUACCUCAAGUCUCACCGUAUCCCUUGCGAUUGGAACUGGGUUGCCAAUACCUUGAACCCGUAUCAUGAAGCGAACGAUACCCUCAUGAUGAUUAUGGAUGAUAGACUUAUUGCAAAUACCUUGCCCUGGUGGUAUUUUGGCCCUGAGAACACUGGAGACGUCAUGACCCUGAAACAUCUCACGGGAUUGCAGCGUUUCAUCAGCAACAUGACCACUGUUCACCUGGUCACAUCCGACGGGAGUUUCGAUUGCCAAGGAAAUCCAGGUGAACAGGAAGCCCUCGUUUCCUCUUUACAUUAUUGUGAAACUGUUACUGCUUUAAUGACCCUUGGGCUCGGAGGCUCCUUUGUUCUGAAGAUGUUCACUUUGUUUGAACAUUGUUCCGUCAACUUGCUAUUUCUGCUGAACUGUUCUUUUGAGGAGGUCCAUGUUUUUAAACCAGCCACCAGUAAAGCUGGGAACUCCGAGGUGUAUGUGGUUUGCCUUUGCUACUUGGGCAGGGAGGCUGCUCACUCAUAUUUGUCCAAAAUGAUGCAGAACUUUGGGACAGAAAUGGUGGAGAAAGCCCUUUUCCCUCAACACUUAAUUCCAGAAUCCUUCCUUAAAGUUCACGAGGAAUGUUGUUCGUUCUUCCACAGGCACCAAACCGAGACCAUUUCAGACAAUCUCAGACUCUUUGCGUCCAUGGAUGAGGCAGAACGGAAAAGGCUAAAUGUUUUACGGGAUUGUGCUGUAGAGUUUUUCCUGCAGAGGUUCCAAGUGAAACCCAUUGCUAGAAAUAAUUGGUUAGUGAAGAAACCCCGUGCUGGCUGCAGCUUGAAUGCUAAAUGGUGUGGACAGAGGAACAGAUAUUUCUGUACAUACAAUGAAAGGAAGUUGAUGGAGUCCCUGUCGUGGGAAAAUAAAGUAAUGAAGGGCUGUCUUAACUACUGGGCUGAAGAGCACUCUUUUGGUAAUGCUGGCAAAAGUUGUGUUUUAGAAGGGGGAACUUGUAGCCAGGACUAUGACUUGUGGUAUAUCUUGGAGGGGCGGAGGUUGCCAAAAGUCACAUGUUCUCCCUUCUGUGAUGGUGAGGCCUUGAAGAACCUCAAUGAAGCCUUGGAGAAAUCUUUAGUAGGACAAGCAAGUGCUGAUGCCAUCAUGAGACUGACCCAGCAAGAAUGCCCGUCUUGCCACGUUCUUACAGAAUGCAUGAUGCUGUCUGAAUUGGCAGACCUUAUGGAACAUCGUUGUGAGCAAGUUUCAAAUGAAGAUGGUAUUAUUGACCAGAGAAUAUGCUUGGUUGUAGGCUUCUCAUCAUUUUGUGAUGCUGAGAGCCAAUCUGGUUUAGAAGUUAAACUCCUGGAGUCAGGCUCUCUCUCGACUUUCAGCUGUUCCUUGCUUCAUGAUGGAGAUCCCAAGUAUCAGCAGCAACUUUUGGAGUGUCUCUUGUAUUUGCUUCCCCACCUUCAGAAAGGAAAUGCUUUGGUGCUGCCUAUUCUUUCCUGUUUUACACGCUUCGUGGCUGGCUUAGUUUUCAUACUGCACAGCUGUUUCCAGCGCAUAUCAUUUAUCUGCCCCACUUCAUCUCAGCCUUUAGGAACCAGUGCAGCACUGCUGUGUGUUGGCUAUCAAGGUCUUCCCGAUCCAGUUUUCCAAUACUUGCAGCAACUAAAUAAACUCAUGAGCACCUUGCUGGACUCAGACUCCCCACAGCAGAUCUUGCAAUUUGUGCCUAUGGAAAAUCUUCUAAAGGGUUCAUUCCUGGAGUUCUUAUGGGACCUGAACACUGCCAUUGUAAAACAACGGUUGCAUCUGAUUAUCCAAAUUGAACAGCAGCAACGAACGUGAUAUUUUGUUUGAAACAGCAGAUUUUCAUCUUAUUUCAACAGUCCCUUUCAUCUUAUUCCUCUUAAACAUAACAAACAAUGAGGUAUGGGGUCUUUUCUGCUGUCUCUUGUGCUUUAAACUACACUGCUAGUUUUAGCACCUGCUUAUAGCCACGUGAGCCUGGGUGGAAAAUCCACAAUGUGGUAGAAACAUCUAUUUGAGCAGAGGAAAGCAAAGUAUAGCACUCUAGAUGUCUUGUAGGGCAACUCCCAUUAGCUCUAUCCGGCAGAGCCAAGAAUGAGAGAAGACGGCUUUCCCCACUGUGCUUUCAAUUCUGACCAAAUCAUUCUUCAAAAGUGACAUUGGCUUCCAACAUAGCCACACACAGUUGAAUGUCUCUCCUUCAGUAUGAUUCCACACAACUGAUAUGUGAGGGGGAGAGAGUAUGUCACCUGGGCACCCCAAGCAGUGCCCAGCCAGGAGAAUUAACAUAACUUUGAUCAUAUUAUCUUGUGGCUGCAUAUGCAGGGACUCUGGUGGAUGUGUCAGGAGGCUGGAAGCAUCAUCCCUGCUUCCACCAAGGCUUCUAGAAGCAGCAAAUUUUCUGGUUUGCUAAACUUUAGUACUGCUAAAUGUUUUAGAGCAACCUCUCCAGCAAUGUUAAACUAUUAGACCACAGGAGCCAUCUUUCACAAACAGCAGAGUGACUAGGCGCAAUUGGUUUUGCAAUCCAGCACAUCUGAAGGGUUCCUGAAUGAGAAAGAAUGAAGGUUUUUAAAUGGGAUAUUUCUGUAAUGGCCAGCAGCCUCAUUCCAAUUGUGUUAGGUCUUUCUGGAUUGCCUUUCUUCUUGGACCACCCCUGGGAUAUUUUGGAAGCAUUGUUUAAAUUAAUAUGAAGGAAACUCCAGCAUUGGAAGUUAACUACCAGGCUAAUAUACAUAAACUUGGGUUCUCUCUAGUCUUUGCUUCCCAUCUCUGUAUGCCAAAACAAGGGUGGUAAUCAUAUGGUCCUCCAGAUCUUGCUGGGCUUCAAGACACUAGUAGCCCUGGUUAUCACAGCCAGUAAUGAAGAAUGCUGUGAGUUGCAGUCUAAUGACAUCUGGAAGGUCAUAGUAUUUUAAUAAGGGAUAAAUGAAAUGCUGGACUAAGAGGCCAAUGUGAAUUUAUUGGAUUUACUUAAAUGUUUUUUCAUAGAUGUUUUCAUGCAGUUGUUGAAAGACAAAGAUUGGAUUCUAGCUACAUUAUAUACCAACAUUCUGGUGGGAAAAUGUUAAUGUAUUGUUCUAGUAGUACACGAGCAGCAAGCAACUAUUACGUAGCUGUCAACCAGAAUGAGAUUUCGAGAGCGCCAAACUCUUUAUAGGAAUAGUUUUUCCAUUUGAAAACUAACUUGUGUUUCAAUGCCAAGCAAAAGUCUUGAAGUAUCGGCCACUUAGCUUCUCUUGAAAAGUCUCAAAUAAAACAAAAUGGGUAACACAACAAAGCUAUACUUCUGAUGUCUCUGAAUACAAAUAUUCAGGGGCAAACACACACUGGUCCCUGCCAAAUAGUUCCCAAAUGACAGGAGGAAGAAAGAAUUUCCACGUUCUCUUUUCCUCCUGAUAACCCUUCUGACAGUCAUUCCAUCCCCACUGAAGCUGCAUCUGUACUAUAGAUGCAAUGCAGUUUGAGAUCACUUUAACUACCAUGGCUCAGUGCCCCGGAACCCAUGGAUUUAUAGCUUGGUGAGGUACUAGCGUUCUUCAGCAGAGAAGGCUAAAGACUUUGUCAAAACCACAACUUCCAUGAUUCCAUAGCUUUGAGCCAUCGCAAUUAAAGUGGUGCCAAACUACAUUAAUUCUACAGUGAAGAUGCAAUCUUACAUAUCUCACAUAUCAGAUGGAAAUGACAGGAGGGAAAAGAAUUUCAUAGGGGACAUAAAGUGGAGGAAAGGGUCAAGUACACUUCUUUGCCAUUACUACACUGCAAAUGGCAUUUUUUUCUUUUACUUCAAAUUAAAUGCUACAAUUUUGUGGCUUUUCCAUAGGAUCUGUUUCUAAAACUCUGUUGCCUUUCAAACAUUCCGGACACAGAUGUCCACAGAAAUAAAUAUUGCUUUGCAGCUGCCAAAGAGUAAAGUUUACUAACCCCUGUUCUCUAGAAUCAAGAUUUCCCUUUCCCCAACUUUGCAUUUCUUUAUGUUUAUGCAGAUGUAGCCAGGUAUUUCCAGACUGGGGUUUAAAGUUAAGUCAGUUUAGCAUUUCUUAAUGAUUCAUUUAUUCUCCAAGUGAUUACCUUCUUAAUUUUGAGAAUUUUAAGCUCAGAACAGGAUGACUGUUUUGGAACAAAGACCUGGAAGUUUACAGCCUAAUGUUGUUUUGACCAGGCAACUUUUUAUUUCUGCUUUGAGCUUUUCUGAAUUAUGGGUGCAAUGAAAGUUUGAUUUAGCAGAAAGACAGGAAAAUGUUUCUUUUAUAUUUUGAGAAUAAAGCAUCUAUUCUCUGUG